Messenger RNA from Rattus rattus (black rat), 2235 nucleotides. RefSeq names its product solute carrier family 26 member 5 (gene Slc26a5). NCBI's taxonomy places the organism in Eukaryota, Metazoa, Chordata, Mammalia, Rodentia, Muridae. Gene Ontology annotation, molecular function: bicarbonate transmembrane transporter activity; chloride transmembrane transporter activity; secondary active sulfate transmembrane transporter activity. The transcript is spliced from 18 exons. The record is from RefSeq and is a predicted model, not a curated record. The coding region runs from base 1 to 2235 and encodes 744 amino acids. Gene Ontology annotation, cellular component: membrane. Gene Ontology annotation, biological process: transmembrane transport.
AUGGAUCAUGCUGAAGAAAAUGAAAUUCCUGCAGAGACCCAGAAGUACCUCGUGGAAAGGCCUAUCUUCAGUCAUCCGGUCCUCCAGGAGAGGCUGCACGUCAAGGACAAAGUCACAGACUCCAUCGGGGAUAAGCUGAAGCAGGCAUUCACGUGCACUCCUAAAAAAGUAAGAAACAUCAUCUACAUGUUCUUGCCCAUCACUAAGUGGUUGCCAGCAUAUAAAUUCAAGGAGUAUGUGCUGGGUGACUUGGUCUCGGGCAUAAGCACUGGGGUGCUUCAGCUCCCCCAAGGCUUAGCCUUCGCGAUGCUGGCAGCUGUACCUCCGGUGUUCGGCCUGUACUCCUCGUUUUACCCUGUUAUCAUGUACUGUUUCUUUGGAACCUCCAGACACAUAUCUAUAGGUCCUUUUGCUGUUAUUAGCUUGAUGAUCGGAGGUGUGGCUGUCCGCUUGGUACCGGAUGACAUCGUUAUCCCAGGAGGAGUAAAUGCAACCAAUGGGACGGAAGCCAGAGAUGCGUUAAGGGUCAAAGUCGCCAUGUCCGUUACCCUACUUUCAGGAAUCAUUCAGUUUUGCCUAGGUGUCUGUAGGUUUGGAUUUGUGGCCAUAUACCUCACGGAGCCGCUGGUGCGAGGCUUUACCACGGCGGCGGCCGUGCACGUGUUCACCUCCAUGUUAAAAUACCUGUUUGGGGUCAAAACGAAGCGGUACAGCGGGAUCUUCUCAGUGGUGUAUAGUACGGUGGCUGUGCUGCAGAAUGUUAAAAACCUCAACGUGUGUUCCCUAGGCGUCGGCCUCAUGGUUUUUGGUUUGCUGUUGGGUGGCAAGGAGUUUAAUGAGAGAUUUAAAGAGAAACUGCCAGCGCCCAUUCCUCUAGAGUUCUUUGCUGUGGUGAUGGGGACCGGCAUUUCUGCAGGGUUUAACUUGCACGAGUCCUACAGUGUGGAUGUUGUUGGGACACUUCCUCUGGGGCUACUCCCACCCGCCAACCCAGACACCAGCCUGUUCCACCUCGUGUAUGUGGACGCCAUUGCCAUCGCCAUUGUUGGGUUUUCAGUGACGAUCUCCAUGGCCAAAACCUUGGCAAAUAAGCAUGGCUACCAGGUUGAUGGCAACCAGGAGCUCAUUGCCUUGGGAAUAUGCAACUCCAUCGGAUCUCUCUUCCAGACCUUCUCAAUCUCCUGCUCCUUGUCUCGAAGCCUUGUUCAGGAAGGAACUGGAGGGAAGACACAGCUUGCAGGUUGCUUGGCCUCACUGAUGAUCCUGCUGGUCAUAUUAGCCACUGGAUUCCUCUUUGAGUCAUUACCCCAGGCCGUGCUUUCCGCCAUCGUGAUCGUCAACCUGAAAGGAAUGUUCAUGCAGUUCUCAGACCUGCCCUUCUUCUGGAGAACCAGCAAAAUCGAGUUGACCAUCUGGCUCACCACCUUUGUGUCCUCCCUGUUCCUGGGCUUGGACUAUGGACUGAUUACUGCUGUGAUCAUUGCUCUGCUCACUGUGAUUUACAGAACACAGAGUCCGAGCUACACAGUCCUGGGACAGCUCCCCGACACCGAUGUGUACAUUGACAUCGAUGCCUAUGAGGAGGUGAAAGAAAUCCCUGGAAUAAAAAUAUUCCAAAUAAAUGCCCCAAUUUACUAUGCAAAUAGCGACUUGUACAGCAGCGCACUGAAAAGAAAGACUGGCGUGAACCCAGCACUCAUCAUGGGAGCGAGAAGAAAGGCCAUGAGGAAGUACGCGAAGGAGGUUGGAAAUGCCAACAUAGCUAACGCGACUGUUGUCAAAGUGGAUGCAGAAGUAGAUGGAGAAAAUGCUACGAAGCCUGAAGAAGAGGACGACGAAGUCAAAUUUCCCCCAAUAGUCAUCAAAACAACAUUUCCUGAAGAGCUGCAGAGGUUUUUGCCCCAGGGGGAAAAUAUCCACACUGUCAUUCUAGACUUCACGCAGGUCAAUUUUAUGGAUUCUGUUGGAGUGAAAACUCUGGCCGGGAUUGUGAAAGAGUACGGCGAUGUUGGAAUUUAUGUGUACUUAGCAGGAUGCAGUGCACAAGUUGUGAAUGACCUCACCAGCAACCGUUUUUUUGAAAAUCCUGCCUUAAAGGAGCUUCUGUUCCACAGUAUCCAUGAUGCGGUCUUGGGCAGCCAAGUCCGUGAGGCGAUGGCUGAGCAAGAAACCACGGUUCUGCCUCCCCAGGAAGAUAUGGAGCCCAAUGCCACGCCCACCACACCGGAAGCAUAA